Grosmannia clavigera kw1407 is the source of this 2601-nucleotide messenger RNA. Its product is annotated as cog4-like golgi transport complex subunit protein. The record is from RefSeq and is a predicted model, not a curated record. The coding region runs from base 1 to 2601 and encodes 866 amino acids. The transcript is spliced from 2 exons. NCBI's taxonomy places the organism in Eukaryota, Fungi, Ascomycota, Sordariomycetes, Ophiostomatales, Ophiostomataceae.
AUGAGCUCGACGGCGGCCAGUGGGCGGGGGGGCAAGAAGGGAGCCGGAGGCGACGUGGUGGUAUCGGGCUGGUCAUCGUUUGGGACGGCAGCAUCGGCGGCGGACGUGCGGGCCGUGCUGGCGGGACUGCACGAGCGCGAGGCAGCCCUGCGAAAGAAGCUGCAGGCAGAGACGUCCGGAGGAAUCAGCAGCAGCAACAGCAGCAGCAGCAGUGCGAGCGAGCGGCUCUCGCGUGACCUCGUGCGUCUGGACGUGGAGCGAGCGACGGUGGGCGCGCAGGUGGUGGCAACGCGGACGAUGGCGAGCAGUCAGCUGGGACGAGCAGCCACGACGGCCGGCCGGCUCUCCUCGACCGUACGGCGGCUCGACCUCGAGAAGGCGCGGGUGGAGGCGACGCUGCGGGUGGCCGAGCAGGUGGCGGAGCUGCGGGCCUGUGUGGCCGGCGUGGUCGGUUCGAUGGGCGCGCCGCAGGACUGGGAGGCCGCGGCCGGCUACCUGGCACGCGCCAGUCGAAUCCCGGCAGCGAUCGUGGCGAGCGGCUUCGCAGCAGCCGUGGUGCCGUCGGUCGAGGUGCCGGAUCCGCCAGCAGCCACGCUGGAACAGGCGCGGGCGAGCCUGUGCGGCCUCUUUUUGCGCGAGUUUGAGCGUGCCGCGCACGACGGCGACGAUGCCCGCGUGACGCGCUUCUUCAAGCUGUUCCCGCUGAUCGGCCGCACCGAUGUCGGGCUCGAUGUCUACGGCCGCUACGUCUGCCAGGGUGUCGCGGCUGCAGCACGGACAGUGAUGGGAACCGAAGCGGCUUCCGCAACACCCUCGCCCUUCUUCUAUCCCAACGCGCUCGCCAAGCUGUUCGCCCACAUCUCGCAGAUCGUCGAGGCCCACGGCGCCCUCGUGGAACGUCACUACGGCCCUGGCCAGAUGGGCCGCGUCGUCGCCCGGCUCCAGAAGGAGGCCGACGUGCAGGGCGGCAUCAUCAUCGACGCCUGGGGCGACCGCUGCCAUGUCGACCGCCGUCUGACCGACGCCAAGAGCUACCCCUUCUCCUUCCUCGUCCAGAGCUUCCUCGCCCAGCAGCAACGUGGCAGUACCAGCACCACCAGCAACGGCAACACCGGCACCAGUCUCGGCACCAGUCCCCGCAUCGGCUCGCCUGCUGUGGCCGACGUUGACGGCGUCAGCCCCCGCCAGAGCGAGGACGAGGGCGGCGUGAACAUGAAGGAGGUCGACGGGCUGCUGAGCGAGAUCGCCGUCAUGCUGGGACGGUGGUCGCUGUACUCGCGCUUUCUAGCGAUGAAGAGCAGGCCUCCUGAUGACACCUCCGACUUUCCUCCUCUGCCUCCCGUCAUCGCCCAGUCGGUCCUCCAGCGCAAGGUCGCCGCCCGCCUCAUCACGCCCUACAACCUCCUCAGCACCUUCUUCUUCCGCCGCUCGGUCGAGAAGGCCUUCCAGCUCGAGGAAAUGCCGGCCGGCCUGACCCUCAGCAUGGCCCGUCCGCUCGACAACACCAACGCGCCCUACAUCAUCUCGGCCGUCGACGACGUCAUGUACAUUGUCAGCGCCGUCAUCCAAAAGGCCGUUUCGACGCUGCAGCGUGACGUCGUCGUCGGCGUCGUCCCGCCCGUCGGCCGCGUCCUGGGCUCCGACUUUAUCGGCAUGGUCCAGCGCAAGAUGCGCGACGAGGCCUAUCCAAAGCCGGCUGUCUCGGGUGGCUUCCCGCCCGAGGACAAGAUCAUCGCCUUUGUCGUGCUGAUUAACAGCCUCGACCUAGCCGUCGAGUAUCUGGCCCGCAUCGUGUCGGCGCGCAUGGGCGUGACUCCGGAGGAAGGCGGGCCCACGACGGCCGCCGAGGGCGGCACCACCGGCAGCGCAGCCGUCGCAGCCGGUGGACCACCGCCCGCCGUCCCGAGUCCGACUGCCCCCGCCGUCCUGGCCUUUCUGCGCGAGUCGUUCUCGUUCGCGCACGAGGCUGCCGCCGUGGCCGCCGCCCUGGCCGGCCUGCACGCGUCCUUUGCCACCACCGCGGCCGAGCUGCUCGGCGAGGGCCUCCAGGUGCUCUUCGGCCAGGUCGCCAAGGCUCGGCUGCGUCCCGUCUUGGCCGACACGUUUCGCGAUGCCGACUAUGGACUCGCCGAGGCCGACUUUCUCGAGCUCGCCGACGCCAACGACGAGGACGUCGAUUUGCUGCUCGAGCUCGUUCCCCGCCGCUUCGCUCAUGGCUGGGAUGCGCUCAUGCGCCCGCUCGCCCGCAUCAUGACCCCCCGCACCUACGCCGGUCUCGCCGACCAGGCCGCUCGCUACCUUGCCCGCGUCCUCGAGAAGCGCGUCUGGGGCUAUGUCGGCCGCGCCAGCCCCCAUGGUGCCAUUCGCCUCGAGCGCGACCUCAACGGUAUCGUCGCCGCUGUCGCCCGCGGCAAUUACGGCGCCCGCGAGCUCUUCGCCAAGACCACCCAGAUCCUCAUGGUCGCCAACAUGGACGACGACGAGUGGGACGAGCUCGGCGGCGGCGCUACCGCCGCUGAUGCCGACGACGAUGACGACAUCGUCUGGCUGCUGUCCGACGACGAGCGCCGCCGCGCCCGGAACUUGGUGAAGCGUGUUUGA